Molecule: messenger RNA, 3961 nt
Organism: Nothobranchius furzeri (turquoise killifish)
Lineage: Eukaryota; Metazoa; Chordata; Actinopteri; Cyprinodontiformes; Nothobranchiidae
Cellular component (GO): cell surface
Source: RefSeq, a predicted model, not a curated record
AGUUUUCUGUUUCCUGCUGAAAGAGUUCCUUGCUGCUUAAUUCACGGCGAGGCGCAGCUAAACUCGAACACGGCCACUGUUACGGUCAUGCCGGUGCAGCGUGCGGCCUGCCAGCUCGACUGCAGCAUUGGGGAUCAUCGGAUGAAGCCAUGACUCCAAACCAGUUUUGCUGCUGCCUUAUUGUUCUGAAGCAAGGCGUACAUUCCAUUAAACUGAGCACAGGUGUCACCACCUGUUCAACAGGCGUAUAUAAGAUGCUGCAGGUGGUUGUGAGACAGAGACAGAGUUGAAUCGGAAGCAUCAUCAUGGCCUCCACAGUGCUGUUCCUGCUCCAGCUGCUCCUUCUGUCCUCACUGGUGACGGCGUCUCAUCACUACGGAGGAAGCAUGACCUUCACCUACAAGGGAACAAAUCCCGAUGGAUCCUUUAAGGUGGACGUCCGAGCCAGGGAAACCUAUGAUGGUUGUUAUUACUACCACUACUGGUACUGUUACGAUGGCAACUGUGGCUACCCAGUCACUAGAGCCAGCAAUCAAAUUGACAGCAGCACCAAUGCACCAAUGUACAACAGGCAGUGGUGUGAAACAGAGAAUGUUGAGACGUGGCAAUUUCCUGGUGACAAACCAGUUCAGCUGAGGUCAGCUAGCUGUUGCUGGAUAGCAACACGUAACAAUGUUGGUAACUGGAGGUUUAAUACUCUUGUGGAUUUGGGAAGAAGAUCUGACACAGGGCAACCCAACAGAUCACCAGAUAUAGCUGUUCUUCCUUUUAUAAGAGUUCCUCAGAACUGCCCAAGGGCAUAUAAGCUGCCAUCCUUCGAUCCAGAUGGUGACAGAGUCCGAUGCCGGUAUGGGAAUAUCCCAAACAUAGAAUGUGACAACUGCCAGUCAAUCAGCGGCUUCCAACUAGAUGAGGAUACUUGCACAUUGCACUACCAAUACGCCACCAGCCACUACGCCGCUUUUGGAUUUGAGAUGGUGGUGGAAGACUUCUCACAAUAUCCAGUCAACCUGUUUUACUCAGAUGGUUCAAGAAUCCAGAAGUAUCCAUUGCUUGCAAGAAGAAAAAGACAAAUUACCACGACCCCUCCAAUUAGCUCAAAAACAAAUACAGUUGCACCAACGUGGCCAUGGCAAAUAACUAGUACAUCAACACCAACAACUACGACUACUACUACAACAUCUCAAUGGUGGUGGUGGUUUGGUGCCCAACCAACAAGUUUGACUGGUACAACAACAACUAGACCAACUACAACUACUACAACAACUUCUACAACAAUACCAUGGUGGUGGUGGUGGACCACCACAAGUACACCAACUACAACUACAACUCCACCAACUACAACUACUACAGCAACUCCUACAACAUUACCAUGGUGGUGGUGGUGGAACACUGCAACCCCACCAACUACAAGAACUACAGCAACAACCACUACAACUCCUACAACAAUACCAUGGUGGUGGUGGUGGACCACCACAAGUACACCAACUACAACUACAACUCCACCAACUACAACUUCACCAACUACAACUACUACAGCACCUCCUACAACAAUACCAUGGUGGUGGGGGUGGACCACUACAACUCCACCAACUACAGCACCUCCUACAACAAUACCAUGGUGGUGGUGGUGGACCACCACAAGUACACCAACUACAACUACAACUCCACCAACUACAACUCCACCAACUACAACUACUACAGCACCUCCUACAACAAUACCAUGGUGGUGGGGGUGGACCACUACAACUCCACCAACUACAGCACCUCCUACAACAAUACCAUGGUGGUGGUGGUGGACCACCACAAGUACAACAACUACAACUACUACAGCACCUCCUACAACAAUACCAUGGUGGUGGGGGUGGACCACUACAACUCCACCAACUACAACUAUUCCUACAACUACAGCAACAUCAGACAGAAGCACUGAUCCCUUCAGUAAACUACCACUGCAGUUUUCUUUUCUUGUGGACCCACCGGUUCCUUCAUGCCAGGAGGGACUCUACUUGCCUAAGUUUGAGUCUCCAACUCCUGCAAAUGGACAACACGUCCAGGCAGAGGUCACCAAAGAGCUGGAGAUCAGAGUCAAAGCUACGGCCACAUAUUCAUCAAUCCAAAACAUCAUCAUGAGCGGGCCGACAAACAUCACCAAGCACAGAAUCACCAGCGAUGAGUUUGUCAUCAAGUGGACGCCGGUCCCUGAUGACCUGGGAGAUCAUUACCCCAUCUGCUUUGCUGUGGAGGCGUCAUCAGGGUCCAGCAUCUAUCAGUCUGAAAUGAGGUGUGUUAUAGUGGACAUCAGGAAGGAGCAAAUUGAAGCCAAAGUCACCUGCACAGAAUCCUCAAUGAAAGUGGAGGUUGCCAAAUCUUCCUUCUUUGGACUGAGAGAGGAUCACCUUCGACUCAGUGACCCCUCCAACACCAUCUGCAGCCUCAGGACACACUCCAACCAGAGUCACAUAGUCGCUGUUAUCCCCCUUAAUGCCUGUGGGACCCAGAUUGAGGAAGACGACGAUUACCUCAUUUUCAAGAAUGAGAUCACCACGGUGGAUGACAAUGUGAACAGCUUGAUCACCAGGAAGCACUUGGUGGAAGCUCGGUUCUACUGUCAGUACCCCAAACGGGGGAACGUUACCCUGGGCUUCUCAGCACACAGGAAGAAAGUCACCGUGUGGGAGAAAGGCUUCGGCACCUUCACCUACCAGUUUGAGUUCUACCCAGACAGCCAGUUCAGAACCAUGAUCAAUCCCAACUCGUACCCACUGGAGUACGACGUUGGAGAGAGGAUCUACAUGGAGCUGGACUCCAGUUCCUCCAUCAACAACACCGAGAUGUUAGUGGAGUCCUGCAGAGCUGCACCCUAUGACAACCCCAACUACCAUCCAACCUACUCCAUCAUCGAGAACGGGUGUGUCGUCGACCCGACUGUUCAAGUCCACUUUUCUUCUGAGGGACAGUUUAAGUUCAGCAUGGAGGCCUUUAAGUUCAUCGGGCUACACGACCAGGUGUACAUCAGCUGUUCGGUCAUCAUGUGUGAAGGAGGAAACCCCAACACACGCUGCUCACAAGGAUGCAUCAACUCCACAAGUCACAGCUCCCGCCGUAGAAGAGAAGCCGUUCUCCAGACCGGAAAGCACUUCGUUUCCCAGGGUCCUUUGCGCCUGAGGCGGUCAGCAGAUGUUGAGGGAGGAGGCUCAGGGAUGAACCUGAACAUGAACCUGGUGUUCAUCGCUGGGUGUCUCCUCGCUGCCGUCGGGAUGAUCUGUGGCGUGCUCAUUUACAGAGCCAAAAGGUCAAAGGUUAAAUAUCAACCUUUGCCCUUAGAGGAAAGUUAGAAAGUGCUCAAAUGUUUUUCACUACUUUAAUGUCAGACUUUGUGUUUUAAUGAACUAACUCUGUUUAAUUUUUCUAAUGGGAAAGGAUAAAAUGAUAUUAAUAUUAAAGUUCUUUCAAAUAAAACUAAGCAGCUGUUAAUCAUCAUCCUGUGACAUUAACCCUUUCAUACAUGAAAACACCAAUCAGGACUUUGAAACAAUUUUUUUAUUCAUUUUUAGGUAAGAAUGAAACAAAUUGCAACUGAAUCUAUUGUAUGUCUACUAUGUCUGCAGUGUUGAACAUGAAAUACGUUGGCUAGGUUCACUAGAGUCCAAACAGCCUCAACAGCAAAGACCAUUAGUGACCAUUAUGCACUCUGUUUCUGCUGUUUUAUGUUGAAUUAUGAAAUAAAAAAAGUACAAUAGAUGAAAUUUUCACUUUUUGUUUAUUUUAUUAUAAUAAAUCUUUGGAUUUAAAUAAAAGAGACCAAUUCAGGGAGGAUUUUCUUAAAGGGUUUGUUUCAUUUAAUAUUUUAUGAUUUAUUAUUUUUCUUCUGUCUCUCUGAAUUUGUGUGUAAAGGUGGACUUUUUAUUUCUGAGUGGCUCAAUAAAAUACUCUUAAAUAAACUUUAGGCUCAUUUGAA